AUGCGCCUCUACCCGCCAGUCUCUUCCCUGAUUGUCCUGUUGCGAGAGGCGGGGCAUGGAGGCGUAGACCUGGACCUCACUGGCGGCAGCCGCAGGAGCCUGGCCACGCCAGCAGCGGGGCCCACCAGCGUGUUCAUUCCAGGCGAGCUGCUGCCGCUGGGGUGCAUUGGGUCACGGUGCGGCGCCGCCUGCGUGCAGUUGAUGUACAACUGCCGUGUCAUGUUCAACAUCUGGACGCUGCACAGGGAUCCUCGUUAUUGGGAAGCUCCGGAGGAAUUCAGGCCCGCACGCUUCCUGCCAGACGAGGCGGCCAGCCACCACCCUGGAGCGUACUUCCCCUUUGGCCUGGGGCCCCGCAGAUGCGUGGGCUGGCGGUUUGCGCUGGAGGAGGGCGUGCUGUGCCUGGCCCGCAUCUUCCAGCGCUUUGAGCUGCGCCUCGACGCCGAGCGCCACACCGGGCCGCUCGACCUGCGCAGCAGCGUGACGCUGGCGCCGCCCAAAGGCAUCUGGCUGAAGGUACACGGCCGGGAAGUGUAG
This is a messenger RNA of Chlorella variabilis, 537 nucleotides long. RefSeq lists its product as hypothetical. Lineage: Eukaryota; Viridiplantae; Chlorophyta; Trebouxiophyceae; Chlorellales; Chlorellaceae. The record is from RefSeq and is a predicted model, not a curated record. Gene Ontology annotation, molecular function: iron ion binding; monooxygenase activity; heme binding. The transcript is spliced from 6 exons. The coding region runs from base 1 to 537 and encodes 178 amino acids.